Messenger RNA from Notechis scutatus (mainland tiger snake), 2955 nucleotides. RefSeq names its product SPNS lysolipid transporter 1, lysophospholipid (gene SPNS1). Gene Ontology annotation, cellular component: membrane. Gene Ontology annotation, biological process: transmembrane transport. Gene Ontology annotation, molecular function: transmembrane transporter activity. The record is from RefSeq and is a predicted model, not a curated record. Lineage: Eukaryota; Metazoa; Chordata; Lepidosauria; Squamata; Elapidae.
GAAAAGGCGGGGGAAAAAAGUCAUGUGAUAAGGAAGGUUGUCCUUUUUUCUUUUUUAAAGGAGCUCCUUUUCUUUAAACAAACAAAAAAAAAAACUUCACGUGAUCUGAUCCGACUGUUCAAACUGAGGGGAGAAAGGCCGGUGGAUCUUCCUUAUUCCCAGCCAUGGGAUCCCAGCAGCAAUCUUAUGCUGAUACAGCUCCAAUUUUAACCCAGGCAGAUGAUACUGAAGGUGAAGGAAAAGACGAUCUUCAGCCAGGGCACAUAGGGAAAGAAGAAGUACAGGCCCUGACAGGGAUAUCCUCUCAACAUGCAGGCCUUAUUGUGGGGGUACUCUUUUUUAUUAAUCUACUGAACUACAUGGAUCGCUUCACUGUGGCUGGUGUUCUUCCUGACAUUGAGAAUUUUUUUAAUAUAGAUGAUAGCAAAUCAGGACUGCUACAGACAGUUUUUAUUAGCAGCUACAUGGUACUGGCACCUAUUUUUGGUUACUUGGGUGAUCGUUACAAUCGUAAAUAUCUGAUGUGUAUAGGAAUCUUCUUCUGGUCUAUUGUGACUCUAGGGAGCAGCUUCAUCCCCAAGCAGUUCUUCUGGAUGUUGCUACUUACACGAGGCCUAGUGGGUGUGGGAGAGGCUAGCUAUUCAACUAUUGCCCCCACCAUUAUUGCUGACCUGUACUUGGGUGACCGGAGAUCCCGCAUGCUUAGCAUUUUCUACUUUGCUAUACCUGUAGGCAGUGGACUGGGUUACAUUGUGGGAUCAAAGGUGAAAGAUGUGGCUGAUGACUGGCAUUGGGCCUUGCGGGUGACUCCAGGUUUGGGAGCAUUAGCUUUGAUAUUAUUGAUAACUGUAGUGCGUGAACCACCCCGAGGAGCUGUAGAGACACUCACUGAUGCUCCUCUUCAUUACACUUCAUGGACAGCUGAUUUGAGAGCCCUGGGCCACAACCGUAGCUUCGUGUUGUCAUCACUAGGAUUCACUGCCGUGGCAUUUGUAACAGGCUCCCUAGCAUUGUGGGCACCUGCAUUCCUGUACCGCUCACGGUUGGCCACGGGAAAUCUCCCACCUUGCCCUAGUGGUAAGGUAUGUCAUGCAGACACUGAUAGCCUUAUCUUUGGUAUUAUCACUUGUGUGACUGGUGUCCUGGGCGUUACUGCUGGAGUGGAGAUUUCAAGACGCUGGCAUCGCAUCAAUCCCCGUGCUGAUCCGCUAGUGUGUGCCAUUGGUCUGCUUGGCUCUGCCCCCUUCCUGUUCCUGGCUGUCAUCUUUGCUCAGCAGAGCAUUGUUGCCACUUAUGUAUUUAUUUUUAUUGGUGAAAUACUCCUUUCCCUCAACUGGGCCAUAGUGGCAGACAUGCUUCUGUAUGUUGUCAUCCCAACUCGCCGUUCCACAGCUGAAGCUUUUCAGAUUCUGUUGUCCCAUCUUCUGGGUGAUGCAGGGAGCCCUUAUCUUAUUGGUUUGAUUAGUGACCAAAUCCAGAGCGAUCGCCCCGUUUCAUUGCUGUCACAGUUCCGAAGCCUGGAAUAUGCACUUAUGGUCUGCAGCUUUGUGGGUGUUAUUGGUGGUGGUUUCUUCCUCGCUACGGCUUGUUUCAUUCAGGCAGAUCGUAAACGGACAGAGCUAUAUGUACAAGGUCAGCUGCACGAGUCUUUGGAAGGGGAGGACCGCAUUGUUGUUCCUCAGCGUGGGCGAUCAACAAAAGUUCCUGUCUCCAGUGUCCUUAUCUGAAGUUUCACCGCGAUUCUGCUUCAGUUUUGGAAACUUGAACAGAUUUGUAUUUGGCAGUUGAGGAAACAGAGAGAGAGAGAGAGAGAGAGAGACUCUCUUAAAGGCACCAAGGCAGGAUUAUGGACAACAGGACAUGAAAUCACAAAUUUUUUGCUAUGUAUAUAGGACUUUUUUAUAAAUCACAAACACUAUUCAGAGUUGUGUGGUGUUUCUCAGAUGAAUGAGGGUGAAAUAGCAAAAAACCAUCUACUUAAUUUCCAACUUUUAUUUGGAUGAUUUUAUUUUUAUUUCAUUUAUUUUUUUUCCCUGCAUUGUGAAAUUCAAAGCAACUUGUGCAAAAGGUUUACAAAGUAACUGAAAAAAUCAGUCUUCAAUAGCCUUGGGUUUUAAGAAAAAUGAAAUCUUCCAGAUCACAUCUGUGCUUUUAUACAAAAGGCUUUUAUUUGCAGUCUCCCUUCAUAUAUUUUUACAGAAUUUUUGGAUCUCCAUUUUUACAAACCUAUGAAAUAUUCUGAUAGAAGCUGACCAUCUAGAUGCCCCUUGCCCCCCCCCCCCCCCCCCAAAAGGAGAAAACCAGUAUUCAUGACAAAGUCGGUGUUAGGAGGUGCUCUUAAAAAAUCACACUAUAACGUAUCAGUUAUAUUUUACUUGAGAAGCUAAAAAGGUUUGCAUCUCUAUUAAGAUGUCAUUGUCUACUUCUGAAGUAUGAAAACUUGCAUGAAAAACGUUGCAUAAAUGGUUGUAGCCUCAGACUCCUAUUUAAUAUUUUUGUUCCUAACAUAUCGUUGCUUCUGAACAUUGGAAUGAAUGAAGAUGGGCAAGGUUUGGAUGACUGAUAUCUUGUUUUGUACAACCAAGUCUUUUUUGGGGUGGGUGGGGGAAUAUCAUCCAUAACCUGAUUAGUUUCAGCUGCUCCCUCUCUUACUUUUUAAUGCUUAUUGUUAUAUAUUACUUGCAGUUCUCCUGGCAAUCUGGCUUCUGCUCCUGGCGUUAAGUGCAGGGGUUUGUUUCAUUUGUCACUUUGAAGUGUAAUGUAGUUGCUAGCUGCAUUUUGUCUUUACUUUGAGGAGAAGAAGCUUAAAUAAAAAGGCUUCCUGCAAAGACAUCAGUGAAAGACAGUGGUUGUACUUUAACUAUAGGUGGUGUUUUUUUAAAUAAUUUGUAAUGUAAAUGGAUUAGAACCAUUACAGUCAAUUAUGGAUUAAUUUCAGUAUGCUUCAAUGUAAAA